AUGGAAAUGAACCCACUGGUACUAGAAUCGAGUCGAGUUAAUACCUGCAACGUUUCACAUGAUAAUCAUAAUACUUAUGCGCAUCUCACACAUGACAAGGCUCAGGGCAGAGCCAGAGAACGUUACAGGCCAAUACAUUCAGAUUCUCCUGCUCAUAUUUCGUGCACUUAUGCAAAAAACGUGACUUUCUACAAUUUGAGCGUCCUGGCGCGAAUCAAAGAUUUGAAUUUUUGCCCAAUUGUAGUUCGUGAGUGCAAUCUUAAAUGUAUGCUUCCUAAUAGAACCGAUAAUGGACAGUUUAUGGCAUCCCAAAUACCAUCACCAUAG
Cercopithifilaria johnstoni is the source of this 327-nucleotide messenger RNA. The record is from the annotation of a GenBank genome assembly. NCBI's taxonomy places the organism in Eukaryota, Metazoa, Nematoda, Chromadorea, Rhabditida, Onchocercidae.